CUAAUACUGAGAACGUUUUAAAGAUGAACAAUCUAAAUUACAAAUUGUAUCUUAUAUUAGUUCUUUUCAUUUUAUUUACGUUUUAAUCCGACUACAUUGGACAGUGAAAACACUGAUACAUGUAAAGUUAUAUUUCCUGGUUGGGGUGAAACACGUUCAAUGGAAUACUUACAUACGAACGGACGUCGUUUUUUCAAUUAUUUUGGAUCCCUUGUGAAUUUUUUUGAACAGAAUAAAUUUUUCAUUAAAAAUUUUACACUUCGUGGUGCUCCAUAUGAUUUUCGUAAAUUACCAUAUGAAAAUACCGAUUUUAUGGAUAAAUUAAAAUCAUUGGUUGAAGAGACUUACAAAAAUGCUAAUCGACGACCGGUGGUUUUGCUUGGUCAUAGUAUGGGUUCAUUGUAUACGCUAAAUUUUCUUAAUAAACAAACAAAACUAUGGAAAAAAAAAUAUAUAAAAUCGUAUAUAUCAGUGUCUGCGCCAUUUGGUGGAACUGUCAAAGCGUUAUUAGGCGUAAUCACUGGUGAUAAUUUCGGUAUAUUUUAUCGUACUCCAUUGAGUUUUCGACCCAUUCUACGAUCAUUCUCUUCUAUUAUAUCUACUAUACCUGAUCCAAGAAUAUGGCCUAGUGAUCAAGUAAUAAUUACUACUCCGGAUAAAAAUUAUACAGCACAUAAUUAUCCAUCCCUUUUUCAAGAUAUAGGUUUUCCAGUAGGUAAGUUUAUUGAAGGUAUAUUUUUAAACGUUUUUUUAGAUUUUCUCCUACUACUGACACAUUCAGUGAUUCAUCAACUUUACUGUCAAAAUUUCAAACAUUUUUUAAGGUGCAUUUUUUCAUAAAUUGUCUUGUGUUUCUUUAUCCUCAUAUCGAUGAUCAGGGUGUUCAGGUGGUACAGUCUAACUAAAAGCAUUCAGAAUGGGCUAUGGAAAUAGCUUUAUCUAUUCAUAUCAGCAAGAUCGAUUAUUUAGUACUUUUUCCCAAGAAAAUAGGGCUUGUAGAACACUCUCAGUUCUAAAAUUCGUUAUUUCUUAUGCAAGAGAUGGGAUAAACUUUUAAAAUUCUUCUCAACAAUAUGGAGUGCAAGGGGCUAUACCAUAUUCAUAGGUCAGAAACCAGUAAAUAAACCACCUGCCAUCUGAGGAUAAAAUUUUUGAAGUUGAUUUUACGGAAAGUAUCAAACUGCAUAACAGACUAAGCCCUAACUUGGAAUCCUCAGGGGACAUGUCGUCAGGAUCUAAAGGUAGAUAUCAAAAUUAUGAGUAACACUUGGUAACGACUGUAAGAACAGUUCAGGACAGAAUUGGUUAAAGAUUCCCGGUCAAGAGUCUAUGCCUGAAUAGCAGAAACAGAUUUUAGUAAUUAGGUUAUCAAGUGUAUAAAAAAGCUGUUCACGAGUUCAUGACAUUAGAUUAUCCUAAAGAUAUUCCCGAAGUAUAUUGCGUCUAUAGUUCCGGUUUAUUAACAAUAAAACGACUUAUUUAUAAACCAUCAAGUUUAUUUCGCUCAGAAUUUCCUAAUCAGUCACCAAAGCUAGAAUAUGAAGAUGGUGAUGGUACAGUAAACCUUCAAAGUUUACAACAUUGCACUAAAUGGCCUAAUGUAUCAGUUAUACACUUAAUUGUAUCUAAUCAUGUUCCAAUUUUAGCUGAUGAACGCUUUUUAAAGUUUGUACAAAAUCAUGUUACUACUAGUACUGUGUCAAAUAAUUAAACUAAAAUCAAACUUAUCAUUACGAAAUACAAAUAAAUUAAAGAAGGGUAUUUGUAAUUG
Messenger RNA from Schistosoma rodhaini, 1771 nucleotides. Lineage: Eukaryota; Metazoa; Platyhelminthes; Trematoda; Strigeidida; Schistosomatidae. The record is from the annotation of a GenBank genome assembly.